AUGAAAAAUGAAUAUCGGGAACGAUUAGUUGAAUUGAAAAAAUAUUUGGAAGAAGGACAAGGCUCGAAACUAAGUGGAAAUACUGAACUCGUUCAAUAUUUUGCAUUACCUUAUGUUAAUGAACCCAGUAGACAUCCUUUAUAUAAACAGUUGUUGCAGGUUAAACAUCUUUUUUAUAUUUCUUUUUAA
Dracunculus medinensis (Guinea worm) is the source of this 189-nucleotide messenger RNA. Lineage: Eukaryota; Metazoa; Nematoda; Chromadorea; Rhabditida; Dracunculidae. The record is from the annotation of a GenBank genome assembly.